Molecule: messenger RNA, 480 nt
Organism: Camellia sinensis
Lineage: Eukaryota; Viridiplantae; Streptophyta; Magnoliopsida; Ericales; Theaceae
Source: RefSeq, a predicted model, not a curated record
AUGACACAGGUUCUCCUAUGCCAGCAAUACAUGAGGAAGAAUAUGGUGAGUCUCCAAUCUUGGAUACUGAACCACAAAGAUAAGGAGAAGCAUAGGGUCAAGCUCAAUAAGACCAACUAUGCCAAAAACCUUGUGUCUAAGUUUGAUCUAGAGUUGGCCAAACAUGCACGUACUCCUAUGAACACCAGUCUUCACAUUUCCAAAGAUUCCUCUGGUACUGAUGUUGAUCUUACCCUCUAUAGGAGUAUGAUAUGGAGUCUUUUGUACCUCACAGCCUGUCGACCUGACAUUGCAUUUAGUGUAGGUGUUUGUGCUCGAUACCAAGCAUGUCCUAAAGAGUCUCAUCUGCUUGCGGUCAAACGCAUUAUUAAGUAUGUUAAUGGGACAUUGGGGUAUGGGAUUUGGUUCACGACCGACACUACUGCUAAGAUCACUGGUUUUUCUGAUGCCGAUUGGGCAAGGUCUCACUUGACAGUGUGA